Messenger RNA from Neoarius graeffei (lesser salmon catfish), 1896 nucleotides. RefSeq names its product wu:fc21g02. Bases 168 to 1529 code for a protein of 453 amino acids. The record is from RefSeq and is a predicted model, not a curated record. NCBI's taxonomy places the organism in Eukaryota, Metazoa, Chordata, Actinopteri, Siluriformes, Ariidae. The transcript is spliced from 10 exons.
UAUUAAAAACAGACACUGCAGGCUGAAGCAGACUGUGGUUAUAUUGCAAAUAAAUAAAUAUUUAUCAAAUAACAUGCAGCUUGUAUGACUUAUUAUACAUGCUAUAGUUUAAUUUUGUAAUAAAAAAAACAAACAAACCCUGAAUACAGACAUCAAAGGCUCCUAAAAUGGGUUCUUUAUGGAGUAGGAGGGCUCCCAGACUCCACCUAUUUGCUUUUGAAAGUAACGGGUUUCCUGCAUCUACUCCAGAAAAACUCCAUCUCCGAAAAAUGCAAGGCUUUUGGAUCCUGCUCUUAGCUGCUCUUACGUACUCCUGUGCCACUCUUACUAAAACUAAGACCUAUCGUGUGGAACUGAUGUACGGCAAAGAAUUUACAAUCAAGCUGCCGGUUGGGUCAGAGAAAUUGACGUUUAUCUCUGCAGAUAGUUCCCAGAAGAAUGUUCUGUGGGACAAAUAUGUUGGGGCAAAAAGGGGAUCAGUAACGGGACGAGAUGAUGACAAAAAAUUUACAAUUCGUUCUGUCACAUUUGAGGAUGAAGGAACCUACAGUGUGCUUAACUUCUGGGACAAAAAAGCUGCCAUCUAUUUAUUAAAGAUUAUCCCUAAAACAGGUGUCCAGAAUUGUGUGGCUGGUGAAAACUUAAGAAUUGACCUGAGUGGUCUUUCGAAGAAUGAUGCCACACUCCAUUUUUCAAGCCAAUAUUACAACCUCACUCUCGUGGAGCGUGGCUCACCUGUGGGCAACUUGCAUGCUGAGUACCUGGGACGGAUCACGUUGACUAGCACCGGCAUCGACAUACUCAAUGUCAAUGUGUCAGAUGUGGGCAACUACACACUCACCGAUCGUCUAAAUCGCAAAGUCAAGAUCAUCUCUAUGGUCUUGGUUGAUCAUCAUGGAGUGAAUGGAGCUCCUUUCAUGGGUCUGCUGAUGUUGCUUGGUAUACCACCCUGUAUUUUCUGUUGCUGCAGAAAGAGAAUCUGUAAAAAACGCAACCAACCCACAAACACCACCACUACCACUGUGAAGUUCGACAACCAGAUUAAUCCACCUGGACCUCCACCAGCUUACAACCCUGCAGUUCCUUCAGGCCCCACACCGGCCUAUACUCCUGGUUAUCCUGCUGGAGGUGAGAAUAUUGUACAUCCUCCUCCUAAUCCUACAUUUCCUCCUCAACCACCCUACAGUGGAUAUCCUGCCCCAUCGCCUGCUUUUCCCCCAAACCCUGCCUUUAACCCUGCAUACCCUCCUGUAUCUGGCUUUCCUCCAGCUCAGCCUCCUCAGUGGAGUGGUGCUCCUUACAACCAACCUGCUCCAGCUGAUUUUGCUCCAGUCAUGUAUAAUGCUCCUACUGGCCCUGAGCCAGUCAAAGGGGAAAUGACUCCUGUGACUCCACUACUCACUCCUCCACAGCCUGAGGUGGCGCAGCCUCCAGCCCCAUCUGCUGGUGAUAAUGUCCUUCACUCCUCAGACUUUGCUGUCCAUUUCAACAUCAACACGGGAAAGGAUUCAAACCCUAACUUCCUGUAGAUUCUCCAGCCUCCUUUACAAUCUCACAUGCCUGCUAAUUUAACCAAAACAAAGAAAACAUUUCCCAAGAGUGCAACUGGUGCUGAUCCACAGAUUCAUAUUAUGAAAGGUGAUUUGCUUUUUUAUUAAAACAAGUUAACAUAUUGGGAUACGACAGCUGUGCUCAUGGUUUACAAAGCUGUUUAUAAUUUGUACUAAGUGAACUGUUGUAUUGUCUUUGGAGGUUUCUUGAGUGACCUGAAAGAUUUUAGAAGAGUUGUUCUUCCUUUGCAGUUAUUGUUUAAUGAACAAUUUUUUUAAAAUAUAUAAAAGAACACGCACUGGAAUGAGUAAAUAUAAUGUUUGUCAUAUACAGUGCUCAGCGUAA